Molecule: messenger RNA, 885 nt
Organism: Aspergillus nidulans FGSC A4
Lineage: Eukaryota; Fungi; Ascomycota; Eurotiomycetes; Eurotiales; Aspergillaceae
Exons: 3
Coding region: 1-885 (294 amino acids)
Source: RefSeq, a predicted model, not a curated record
AUGGAUUUGAUCCCCCAAGUUCAAGUUUCAACGAGAGAGGAGAGAGCGCCCGCAGCAAGAGCGCAGCAAACUCCUAUUGAUACCGAGGCGACUCAGGCUACAAUCGCAGGAGAAGAUGCAGGACCGGCUGAGGUCGAAACGCAGCCAGCAGAGGAGCCCCAACUCCCCAAACCUAUCCCGUUUCCCGGUUUGGCAAGAAAGGAUCAGCGGUUACGGUUACUUUUGAUAGUGACAUCGGGCGAUAGGUUCCUGACUUCGCCAAUCGUGGAGCUUAUUGUCGGAAGUAACGACAAGAGAACUGCCAUGACUGCUCACCAAGACCUACUCUUAGAGUCGUCUUUGCUAUCUGAUCAUGUCAAGGCCUUUGAUGAUGGUCCGCGUCAUAUUGAGCUUCCAGAUGACGACGUAGAAGCAUUUGGCUACUUCUUACAAUAUCUCUAUACACGGGAUUAUUCUCCAUCGGAGACAGGAGCGGAUGAAGGAGCCGACAAUUCUGGUGACCGGCUUCUCAAGCACGCUCGUGUGUACACUUUGGCUGAGAAGCUGGGUAUUUCUACGCUGAAAUCCCUUGCCCAUUCCAAAAUUCACCGUAUCAAUAGUACUUCGCUCGGUGAGUUGGAGUAUGCUCGUUAUGUAUACGCAAACACCAAAUCCGACGAUGUCACUAUCCGCAAGCCUGUGUCGAACUUCUGGGGUAUGAGAGGCCACAUCUUGCGCCAUGAGUCGGAAGAGGAAUUCAGACAGCUGUGUCUCGAUGUCCCCCAGUUUUGUUUCGAUGUGUUGAGUGUUGUUCUAGACCAGAGGGAGAAGCGUGCUCAAGAUGCGGCUGAAACAGAAUUUGCUGUUAGGGGAAGUGGCAGGAAGCGACUCCGCAGUGGCCUAUGA